This is a messenger RNA of Nerophis lumbriciformis (worm pipefish), 1293 nucleotides long. The record is from RefSeq and is a predicted model, not a curated record. NCBI's taxonomy places the organism in Eukaryota, Metazoa, Chordata, Actinopteri, Syngnathiformes, Syngnathidae.
AUGGCUAUCGCCCACGUGGCCACCGAGUACGUAUUCGGCGAUUUCCUGUUGAAGGAUCCCAACCAGACCCGAUACCGGAAUAUACGCACGGAGCUGGCGGUGGACAAGAUGGUGACCUGUGUGGCGGUGGGCCUCCCUCUCCUUCUCAUCUCGCUCGCCUUUGCGCAGGAAGUCUCCGUCGGAACUCAGAUCAGCUGCUUCGCUCCCAGCAACUUCUCGUGGCGACAGGCGGCUUACGUGGAUUCGUACUGUUGGGCGUCAGUACACACGCACACCUUGCCUCUGUGGCUGCACAAGUUCUUUCCAUACAUCCUACUGCUGGUGGCCAUGUUGACAUACAGCCCGGCUCUGUUUUGGAGGUUCUGGUCUGCUCCGCUGCUGCAAUCAGACCUGGCGUUCAUCAUGGAGGAGCUGGACCGCUGCUACAACCGGGCUGUCACGCUGGCUAAGCGAAUGACCACCACCGGGUUGCAGGGCGCCGAAAGUGACCUGACGGAGGGCUGCUUCAACUACCCGCUAGUGGAGAAGUUCCUGACCACCAAGCGUAGCUGUCGCACCCUGCUAGCUCGCUACCUGCUGUGCCGAGGUUUGACGCUAGCCACGCUGCUGUGCGCCUGCCUCUACCUGGGCUACUACCUGCGCCUGGCUUCGCUCACCGACGACUUCGGCUGCACGCUAAGAGUCGGGCUGCUGGCCAACGACUCGGCCGUGCCCUACAAGGUGCAGUGCAAACUCAUCGCCGUGGGAGUCUUCACGCUGCUCAGCCUGGUCAACUUGAUCAUCUUCUCGGCGUUGAUCCCCGUGGUGAUCUACGCCAGUCUCCGCCCCCUCCUGUGUCAGCGCUACGCACGCUUCCUGGAAACCUACCAAUUGCUGCCCACUGUCAGCGUCCUGCCCGCGUCCAGCGGCCAAUGGGACGACCUCUCGCUUUAUCUGCUCUUUCUGGAGGAGAACAUCAGCGAACUCAAGUCCUACAAGUACAUCAAGGUUUUGGAGCUGCUAAAAAAAGGAGGGGAAUCCUCAGGUGAGGAGUUUGACGCCAUGGGGCUGCUGCAGACGCUGUGUCUGGUCAAGAUGGACACGGUGGACGCCAAGAAAGUGGCGCAAGUCGCCGCCAAACCCGAUCAGCUUGUCGUGCAAGAGGAAGAGGCGGCCAAGCACCGCAAACAGCAAGAUGACGGCAGGAGCGGAACGGAGAUGAAGGAGUUGACUCCCUUGUUGCCGGGCAACGGAGACGUGACUGGCGGUAGAACAAACAUUGAGGGCGGAGCUCUGCGGCAGCGAGCGAUGUGA